AUGGGAUUGCCUCUGCCCGAGCUAGCUCCUCAGUUGAUCAAGAUGAUGGAGGAACAAAAGGGGGCAGGACAGGUCAGACAACCUCGUCCCGACCUCGCGAGACCUAGCACUCAUCAGCCUGGCCGGGGAAAGGAGCCAGAAGGAUCACGGGAGGUCAAGAACAGAGGCAAUGCAGCUGUCAGAGAAAUCGGCAUGAUCUCUGGAGGGCUGACUGACGGAGAUUCAGGGAGGGCACGUAAGUCUCAUGUUCGGCGCUUGGAGGUUCAUGCCGUCGAAUGCAGUAAGGAGCAAGCUGCUGGCCCUGUUAUUAGCUUUGGGCCAGCAGACCUGGAGGGGCUGGAGUUGCCUCAUGACGAUGCGCUCAUCAUCAAAGCCGUCAUUGCCAAUAGCCGAGUGACUCGGGUUUUUGUUGACACUGGGAGCUCGGUCAACAUUUUAUUUAGGACUGCAUUUGAAGAGAUGCAGAUUGAUGCUGCUGAACUUCAGCCAGUAGCUACAUCUUUAUAUGGAUUCACAGCCACCCUUGAGGCUGUGGGGGCCGUGCUCAUUAAAGAAAAUGACAAUGUACAAUGGCCGGUGUAUUUCUUCAGCCAUUUGUUGAAAGGAGCCGAGUCCCGAUACACGACACUCGAGAAGUUGGUUUACGGACUGUAUCAGCCUCGCACCGCUAUAAAGGCACAAACCUUGGCAAAUUUCUUGACAGAGGUACAUCAAACCAGCCCUGAAGAAACGUGGAAGAUCUAUGUGGAUGGGUCUUCGAAUCAUCAUGGAAGCGGGGUCGAGGUCUUAGUAAUAUCUCCUCAAGGAGAUAUACUCCAGUUGGCGGUUCGAUUGAAUUUUCGAGCCACUAACAAUGAGGCAGAGUAUGAGGCUUUGUUGGUUGGACUGCAAGCAGCCUGGCAUGUCGGGGUCGCUCGAGUAAUCAUCUAUUCAGAUUCACAGUUGGUGACUCAGCAAGUUACCGACAACUUUGUUAUAAAUUGUGAUAAAUUGCAAAUGUAUCGGGAAGCUUAUGAGAAGAUGAAGGCAGAAUUUGCAGAGGUCACUGUGACAAAGAUACCCAGGUCGGAGAAUGAGCGAGCAGACGAAUUGGCAAAGAUGGUCAGUUCCUUAACUACUUGGGUGCUGGAUAGGUCAACGGCACAAACCUUUCUGAUAGCCCAGAUAGAUUUGCAAAACAAUGCAGAAGCAACUAUUGAUUGGCGGGCACCCAUGAUCAGUUAUCUCAGGCAAGGUAUCUUACCUACAUAUCCCGAAGAAUCUCGAUUGAUAAGGAGGCAGGCUCAUGCUUAUGUCAUGAUUGGGGACCAGCUCUACAAGAGGUCCUUCUCUCGGCCCUUACUUAAAUGCUUGAGUAUGGAGGAAGCCGACCAGACCUUGCGAGAAAUACAUCUAGGAUGCUGUGGCAGUCAUGUAGGCGGUCAGACAUUAUCUCGCAAGGUGCUCCUGGCCGGGUAUUUCUGGCUUACUUUACAGAGGGAUGCUCACAAGUUGGUGAACACAUGCUUGUCCUGCCAGAAACAUCAAAACUUGACACAUCGCCCUACGUCCCAAUUGAGAACGUCUAUAGUGUCCUGCCCUUUUGAUCAAUGGGGCAUGGAUAUCGUGGGACCAUUUCCGAUGGCACCAGGUCAGAGGCGCUUCUUAUUGGUGGUCGUGGACUAUUUUUCUAAGUGGGUAGAAGCAGAAGCCCUGGCCCGUAUCACAGAAGAUUCUGUCAUUCAAUUCUUGUGGAAGAACAUCCUUUGUAGGUUUGGUAUUCCCCACAAGAUGGUGUCUGACAAUGGAAGGCAAUUUCAAGGACAAAGAAUCCAGGCCUGGUGCAAGGGAUUUGACAUAACGCAAGCCUUCACUUCAGUAGCUUAUCCUCAAAGAAAUGGUCAAACCGAGGAAAUCAACAAAGAGAUAGUGCGAGGUUUGAAGGUCAAGCUGGAUCAUGUCGGAGGCAAUUGGGUGGAAGAGCUGCCUAGCAUUCUGUGGGCAUAUCGUACAACACCUCGGGAGAGCACAGGUCUGACACCCUUUCACUUGGUUUAUGGCAAUGAGGCCGUGGUACCCAUAGAAAUUGGAGUGCCGUCGGUCAGAAGGACACUAUACGAUGAAGGAAACACGGAAUGA
Molecule: messenger RNA, 2118 nt
Organism: Zingiber officinale
Lineage: Eukaryota; Viridiplantae; Streptophyta; Magnoliopsida; Zingiberales; Zingiberaceae
Exons: 3
Coding region: 1-2118 (705 amino acids)
Biological process (GO): DNA integration
Molecular function (GO): nucleic acid binding; RNA-DNA hybrid ribonuclease activity
Source: RefSeq, a predicted model, not a curated record